AACCCACCCAAGCAAAGGAAGACCUCCGAGGGCAACCCUGCAAGAUCCCCUGCCCUUGGACUCCGACCCCGACUCCGGCCCGGCGGCGUGCUUCUUCCCCGCUCCGCCUCUAAUCUCCGCCCCGUCCGGGGGCGCCGACGACCCGGCGCUCGUCUUCCUCCUCCCUCGACCAAGGCAGGCAGGGUUUCUUCCUGCCAGUAGCCAUGUUGGAGAAGAUCGGGUUGCCGCCCAAGCCGUCGAUGCGAGGGGCGACCUGGGUGCUGGAUGCCUCCAACUGCCAGGGCUGCGCCGCUCAGUUCUCCUUGUUUACACGGAAGCAUCAUUGCCAAAGAUGUGGAGGCCUCUUCUGCAGCAGUUGCACCCAGCAGAGGAUGGUGUUACGUGGACAGGGUGACUCACCUGUUCGAAUUUGUGAUCCUUGCAAAAAACUCGAGGAAGCAGCACGCUAUGAGUUGAGAUACGGACACAAAAAUAGAGCCGGAAAAGCUAACACAAAAACAGCUUCUAAACCAGAGGAUGAAAUACUUAGUGAACUUCUUGGAGGUGAUAGUGUGCACGGUCAGCUUUCUCGUAGGGAAUCUCUGGGUUCUGAGGUUCCUGGGAGAACCGUAAGCACUGCCAGUGCAUCCAGUUCUGGUUCCAGAAAAGCCAGUAUGGAUGGGAAUGGUGAUGGAAGCCUUUCCACUGAAGCACAAAAUUAUGAACUCAACAACACUGCGUCCAUUUUUACUCCGGAAGAACUGCGUCAACAAGCAGUAGAGGAGAAGGGAAAGUACAAAAUACUGAAGUCAGAAGGAAAACCUGAGGAAGCACUGCGGGCGUUCAAGCAUGGUAAAGAGCUUGAGAGGCAAGCCGCAGCACUUGAAUUAGAAUUGAGAAAGAGCAGGAGAAUGGCGACAAAAGCUCCCAAUGUUAGUGCCAUUGUUGGUACCCAGAAGAUUGAGGAUUAUGAUGACGCUGUAACAAAAAAGGCUCCAAGUGGGAAAAGGGUUAGAAAAGAAAAGAAUGAUCUUGCUUCUGAACUCAAAGAUCUAGGCUGGUCAGAUGCAGAUCUUCAUGAUGAAACAAGGCCAACUGCUAUGAGUGUUGAAGGAGAGCUGUCACAGAUUCUUAGAGAAGUAGCACCAAAGACAUCAGAGGGCAAGAAAGCUGGUGGUAUUGACAAAUCCCAGGUUAAUGCUCUGAAGAGACAGGCCCUAGUUCUGAAGCGCGAAGGUAAACUUGCUGAAGCAAAGGAAGAGCUGAAGAAGGCUAAAAUUUUGGAAAGACAACUGGAAGAACAGGAAAUUCUGGGCGAAGCAGAAGAGUCUGAUGAUGACUUGGCUGCAAUUAUUCAUAACAUGGAUGAUGAUAACCAGGACGACAUAUUAUAUGACAAUUCAAGACUACCUGCUAUCAAUUUCGAACAAAUUCUGGCUGUCUCUGAUGAUCUUAACUUUGAUGGCAAUUUCGAUGUUACAGACGAUGACAUCAAUGACCCAGCUAUGGCUGCUGCCCUAAAAUCAUUUGGUUGGAGUGAAGAUGAUGACAACCAAAUGGACAGCCAUGCACCUGUUUCUUCUUUGAAUCGAGAGGCAGUAAAGGAACAAGUGCUUGCUCUGAAAAGAGAGGCUGUUUCUCACAAGAAGGCUGGUAAUGUUGCAGAGACCAUGUCAUUGCUUAAAAAGGCAAAGCUACUUGAGAAGGAUUUGGAAACUGAACAGCCAGAGUCGGAGGUCCUUUCUCCAGGACAGAAAAUCACACACACUGAAGAUAUCAGAGUCACAGAGAUUAACACGCGUCGUGUAUCAGCACCGAAAAGUAAGCUUGCAAUUCAGAGGGAGCUGCUAGCUCUGAAAAAGAAGGCACUAGCGUUGAGAAGGGAAGGAAAGGUGGAUGAAGCCGAGGAAGAGUUGAAGAAAGGCAGUAUUCUUGAGAAGCAACUCGAAGAGCUUGAAAGCUCUUCCAAUAGACCCGUAGCCAGGGAAAACAUGGGCUUUAGUUCAAAGUCCCCACUCAUUGCUGAACCCCCUAGUCUGGAUUUUGCUGAUGAAGGCUAUGAACCUGAGGUGACAGACAAUGACAUGCAGGAUCCAGCAUUGCUGUCUGUGUUGAAAAAUAUGGGAUGGGAAGAUGAUGAUAAUGAUUCUGUGAAAACAACAGAUAAACCAUUGAAUCGUUCACCUGUAGUUGCUCAGAAGCCAAAGAAGAAUAAGGGUCAGAUUCAGAAGGAAUUGCUUGCUAUCAAAAGGAAGGCUCUUGCAUUUAGGCGGGAAGGGAAGAACACAGAAGCUGAAGAGGAACUAGAGAAGGCGAAGGUCUUGGAGGAGCAACUGGCGGAGAUAGAAGAAUUGGCUAACUCAACUGCUUCUCAAAAAGGUUCAGGUCCUGGUGAACAUGAGACUACGGAAAACAAAAAUGAUAUUCAACAUGUCCCUAAUGUUCAUGCUACUGCAUCUUCAAUAAGACAUACAUUGAAGGAGGAUGUUUUGUUGCCAGUGAAUGCAGCUGAACUUAGUGCGUCAAUGGACGCUGUAGCUAGUUCUGGAAGCAAACCACAAACUGAAACAGUCAUUUCUCAACCUGCCCACAAAUCAAAGGUAACUAGUGAUGGAGCAUACUCAGCCUUCUCCAGGUCACCUAUCGCUGAUCAGUUGCAAACUGCAGAAGCAUCACAUUCACCUUCUGAUGUUGAUCAUAAAGAACCUCCGAAGCCACAUGGAGGCGACACACUCAGAGAUGAUAUCUUACUCCAUAAGAGAAAAGCAGUUGCUUUUAAGAGAGAAGGGAAGUUGGCAGAAGCUAGAGAAGAAUUGAAACUAGCAAAACUCUUAGAGAAGCGUCUUGAAGCCCCUCAACAAGACAGUGAGGAUGGUGCACAUGAGUUAGCCACAUCAGCUGUGCAGCAGAGCAAUUCGAUCCAGCAGUCUGCCAGCGUCACCACCCACACCGGCCCGUUGACCUAUGCCCCUCCAGCACAGGAGAACAAGUCCGUUGAGCCUCAAAAGGCAAUGUCCAGCCGAGACCGUCUCAGAAUCCAGCGUGAAUCCCUCACUCACAAGCGCAACGCCCUCAAGUUGAGGAGAGAAGGAAAGACUGCGGAAGCAGAUGCGGAAUUCGAAUUGGCCAAGUCACUAGAGAGCCAACUGGAAGAGUCAGAUAGCCAGGGUUCAAACUCUGGAGGAAAGUCUGAAGCAAGUGACGCGUUUGUGGAAGAUCUUAUUGAUCCUCAAAUGAUGUCUGCCCUGAAAUCCAUCGGCUGGAGCGCAGCUGACCUGUCCACGCAAUCUCCGAGCCCUCAACCUUUGGUGAAAGCAGAGGCAAGGCCAACCGUCGCAGCCACAAGCAAGGUUCAGACAGAGAAAAGCCAGCUCGAGGAACAGAUAAAGGCUGAGAAACUGAAGGCCCUCACCUUGAAGCGCGAAGGGAAGCAGGCAGAGGCUCUGGAGGCCCUUCGCUCAGCAAAGCGCCUGGAGAAGAAGUUGGUCUCACUCAGCUAAGUCCAUCAUCGCCUUCCUUACCUGACAAUUUUUGUUUGGUAAGUCAUCCCAGAUGAUAGUUUGUCUAAUAAGGGUGUAAUACUGUAAUGCAUGUCUGAAUAAGUAGCAGAAGGCUUAUAACUUGUGAGCCAUGUGCACAGCACCUUUGGCUCUGUGUAUAUGUAAAAAUGUACUGUAGCAAUUGAAAAUGUGGGGCACGAUUGUUUUCGCAA
This is a messenger RNA of Aegilops tauschii subsp. strangulata, 3691 nucleotides long. RefSeq lists its product as uncharacterized. The record is from RefSeq and is a predicted model, not a curated record. Lineage: Eukaryota; Viridiplantae; Streptophyta; Magnoliopsida; Poales; Poaceae. Gene Ontology annotation, molecular function: metal ion binding; protein binding.